Molecule: messenger RNA, 418 nt
Organism: Rhinichthys klamathensis goyatoka
Lineage: Eukaryota; Metazoa; Chordata; Actinopteri; Cypriniformes; Leuciscidae
Gene: glra2
Product: glycine receptor, alpha 2
Exons: 2
Biological process (GO): monoatomic ion transmembrane transport
Cellular component (GO): membrane
Molecular function (GO): transmembrane signaling receptor activity; monoatomic ion channel activity
Source: RefSeq, a predicted model, not a curated record
GUGUCCUAUGUGAAGGCGAUAGACAUCUGGAUGGCGGUGUGUUUGCUGUUCGUGUUCGCCGCCCUGCUGGAGUACGCCGGAGUGAACUUCGUCUCCAGACAACAGAAGGAGUUUCUGCGGCUCAAGCGCAGGCAGAGGCGACACACCAAGGAGCAGGAAUUACAAGAUGGCCGCCUGCACUUCUCCGGCUACAACAAAAGCCCCGCGACCAACGCCAUUCAGGAGCCGUCAAUCCCGAAGGACUCGGAACCCAACCGGAAGAAGUUCGUGGACCGAGCCAAGCGGAUCGACACCGUUUCCCGAGCCGCCUUCCCGAUGGUGUUCCUGAUCUUCAACGUGUUUUACUGGAUCACAUACAAGAUCAUCCGACACGAGGGCGCCAGGAAGCUCUAGGUCUCAGUCAGGGACGAACACUGGG